Peronospora farinosa is the source of this 2178-nucleotide messenger RNA. The record is from the annotation of a GenBank genome assembly. Lineage: Eukaryota; Oomycota; Peronosporomycetes; Peronosporales; Peronosporaceae.
AUGAGACGACGUGAAGACGAGGACGAACCAAGUCGUCGUACUGCACGAUACAGGACAUCCCCAAGUCCUGCACGCGAUGAGGACAAUGAAGAAUCUAUUCGAAACAAACUGCGCGAGUCUGGCUGGAAGAAACGUAGAACUGAGGGCGAGAACGCGGAAGACGCAGAGACUUCUAAGGACCUUAAAGAAAAGGCCGAAAAGGACACUUCGCGCAGUGUAGACGACCAUGAAAGCUCCAAAAUAUCACGCAGUUCCCGGCGCUCACGAUCCCCGCGUCGGCGUGAGCGGGAACAUCGUAGUUCGCGCAAAAAGUCGUCGGGUAGUCGACGCCGAUCGCCGUCGCGUUCGCGUUCGAUUGCGUCUCGUUCCCAGUCGCGCUCUCGAUCACAUUCUCGAUCAACAGGUCGACGUCGACGUCAUCAUUCGUCGUCCAUGAGGAAACGGCGCUCGUCGCGCUCAGUAUCAAGAACUCGAGACGGGAAAAAGGAAGACAAGCCGAGGAAAACAAUGGAGAAGGAAAGUGGGAAAAAACAAGUGACGGAAGAGAAGGAGAACGAAAAGAAGGAACGUCAUCGAGUUUCCUCAUUGAAAAAGAGUAGUCGACGCUCGCGGUCAGGAUCGCCUCGAUCGCCGUCGAAAUCUUCUCGUCGUCGUCGCCAUCGGCACUAUUCGUCGUAUUCACGUUCGCGCUCUCCGCCACGGAGUCGUCGUGCUCGACGUGGUGGCUCUCGCUCACGCUCUACGACGAGAGACAGACGUUCACGUGGACGCAACCGUGAUCGUCGUAGUCGACGUAGAGGACGUAGUUACAGUCGUAGCCGUAGUCCAAGUUAUAGUCGUGGCCAUGGACGCUUGGAACGUUCGAGCUCACGCGACCAACCGCGUCGUGAUGCGAACAGCUCGCCUGAAGCGCAUCAACAUCCUCCUGUUACCACAGAGACUGCCCCUGCUGGUGUUGGAACUGCUCCGCUUACCCCAAGCGCGGGCGUCAAUCCAACUAUUACGCAACUAAUGGCCCAAUAUCCGACCAUGAGUCUGCAGGACAUUAUCGCCAAGAUGCAGGCGUCGAACGUGACGAUGGCAGCUGCAGUAGCUCAGAAACCGGCGCGUGAACUGUACGUUGGCAAUUUGCCUCCUAACGUGACGGGUCCGCAGCUCCAGGAGUUUCUGAGUACCAUCAUUCAACAGGUGGGGCUCACGACACAGCCUGGAAACCCCAUUGUUAACACGUGGAUUUCCACGGAUGGUCAUUUUGCUUUUUGCGAAAUGCGCUCUGUCGAGGAAUGUAACUUGGCGCUGCUACUAAACCAGUUGUCGCUUCUGGGCCAGCCACUAAAGUUCGGCCGACCACGCAGUUUCAUGGGUCCACCUCAACCUAUGCCUCAGAUUCAGGCGCGUACGCAGACCGCCCUUACAAAUUUGGGCUGCACACCUAAUCCGGCUUGGUUCGCGCAGCCUUCUAUUCCAAGCAUUACGGAGGCAACAGCAGAUUUGUCCACUCUAUCAGGAUCAACUACGGCUGUGGUUUCGAACUUAAAGCCUGCCAUCACUGGUACGGCGGUUAAUGCCGGCUCGCAUCACCUCAUCAUGUCCAAUAUUCCAGUCGUGUUAGCGGAGGACCAAGUGAAGGAGCUGGUGGAGCCGUUUGGGGCGCUUAGAAGCUUUACAUUGGUCAAGGACGCUGCUACGGGUGCCUCCAUGGGUAGUGCUCUGUUCGAAUAUGAGGACCAGGACGUCGCUGUGCAAGCCGUGGAAGGUUUGAACGGACUAAGCAUUGGUGGCAUUCUUUUGUCGGUUCAACGCCAGCCUCUCGCUAGCGGAGCAGCACUUGGAAUAUUGCCAAAAGCGGCUCCUAGUCUUGAAGAUCAGCCCAGUGCUGUUUUAAAAAUGGCGAAUAUGAUUUCUAUGGAAGAACUGAGGGAUGACGAAGAAUAUGCUGAUCUUGCUGAAGAUGUAGAGGAGGAAUGCAAGCGCUUUGGAAAUGUGACGGGUUUAGAGAUCCCGCGUCCUAAGACCGGAGAGGAAGUCCCUGGCUUAGGUUGCAUCUACGUUUGCUUCGGGAAGAAAGAAGAUGCAGCUUCCGCCUUGAAGGCAUUAAACGGACGCAAGUUCGGCGGAAACAUUGUUAAAGUGACCUACUAUCCAGAAGACAAGUUUGAGAAGCGCGAGUUCUCUUGA